GCGCAGCAGCAAACCUGCCUCUACCGCACGUCUUUUUGAAUGGUAGACAGAAAAUAGUCAGGUUAUGGGGAACUGUGAUGUUGCAAUAGAAAUCGACCGGGCUACCUCGGGUGGAACAUUCACAAACUAUGACGUUCUCACGGGUUCCGUCAAACUUACCGUCACCGGAUCCAUUUCGCUCAAUUAUAUCCAGGUGAAACUAGAAGGUAUUUCCAAAACAGAGCUAUCAAUUCCCCGAGAGGUCCUUCGAAGAGACAAGCGAGAUAGGCGAGAAAAGCGCGAUAAGAUUCUCCAGGAUGCUCACCGGGUGCUUUACGAUACACUUAUAGUGUUCCCGCCAGAGAACAUCCGGCAGGUGUCCAAGGCCAAAGAAUUCACCUUAACUCCAGGCACAUAUACGUACCCGUUCACGUUUAAGUUACCGCUUAACAACUCAUGCAUCAAGUUGCUGGGCAUCACCAACAAAGUGCUGUUCAACAUGAAGAAGUUGGAUCUCAAGAUCAACAAUGGUAAUUUCAACUCCAACAUGGUGAAGAACAUGGCGGUUCUGUAUCUCCAAGGACAACAGAUGCCUUCAACAUCGGCACCGCCACCGACCCAGCAGGCUUACCAUGUGACGGCGCAGCUUCCACCGCUGCUCAGUGGUCUCGGUGAAUUUGCAUCUAUUAAGUACUUUGUCAAGGUAACCUGCAAGCGGUCGUCGUUUCUUAAGGUGAACCUCCGGGCCUUCGACCCGUUUAUUUUUCUUCCAUUGGAUUUGGAUAGCCACAACUUGCCGUUAAUCCACAGUGAAGACUACGAAGAGUAUAGAGAGGCAUUUGUGCGUAAAGAUGUGGUAUUCAAAAACCGCAUUCCUGAGAUCAUAGGGGUCAAGAUGCCUCUGGGGAAAGUUCUGAUGUCUUCCAACGACAAGCUACUUCCACAGGCACCGUUGGUGGUGCCUAGAAAGAGCUUUCUCCAGAAACUAUUUGAACCACCCGCACCUCCGCCCAAUCCGAGACGAAACCUGGCUGCUCUGGGAAGCACGAGUCCUCGGCCACAGGUGAACACCCAAGACGUGCCGUUUGCAUUUGAAAUCCGCUUCAGGCACCCGGCCUUCUUGAUUCCGACGAAACUCCCGUCGUUUAAACUCUAUUUGGUGUCUAACGUGCGACCUUCGGUAUACUCACUCUCAGAGUUUGGACGGCCCGAGGAGAGUAACGGACUUGGAGUGGUCUAUUUACAACGUCUUGUGAUGGAUUUGACAUCUACCACCACCAUUUCCGUUCUUGAAAGCGACGGGGUGUUGAAUGAAAUUCACAAAUCCCGUCAUGACGAUGUCAUCAACAUUUGCAAUAACACCUACCAGAAUUUGAAGCUUGACCUCAUGAACUGCAAACGUCUGAAAAACUCGUCCUCCACCACUGCCAGCAACAAUCUUGCCAACAAUGUCUACGAGUUGGAGAUCCCCAAGAAGUACUUCGCCAACUGUGUGUUGCCUGACUACUUGUCACCAUCUUUCAGAACUUGCAACAUCCAACGGAAAUACAGGUUGACGGUUGUAGGGGGAUUUUCAAGCGAAAAAAUUGCAGACUUCAACAACCUGGCCGAGCUCACUCGAAAACUACUGUAUGUGGACCUACAAAUCAACGAUAUUAAGGUGCUUGGAGGAUUGACCAUGACUAGAAGCCUUCUGGAAGGUGCAUCAACAUCCACAAUCCCCACCAUAAAUAAGCCAUUGCCGGAUGAAAAGACCGCUAAUGGUGCUGACUCCCACCUAGUGCCGCCACCAAAGCUCCCGAACAGACCCGAUGGCCUACCUGUUGGUGGUGCCUCUUCUGCUGAAUCCAGUCAAGAUAGUCUUCCUCUUCCCACCUAUGAAGAUGUCAUGAAAGAAAGCACGUACCAGAACCCGUCCGACCAUCAACGGGCCCGCAGACGGUACCAGCAGCACGAGCACUACUAUAAUAACCUCGAGUAGGCCCUCGACUAAUCUCUUGUAUAUCUAGUCAUAGUCUGCCUGAAAUCAGUACAUAACCCAUAUGGUUUGCGCACGCCGUCCCAACCUCGACUUCGGUUUCCUCGCGAAUUCCAAUCCUUGUCCACUGAAAAAAAGUUCUCUCGAUUGCCA
Yamadazyma tenuis ATCC 10573 is the source of this 2110-nucleotide messenger RNA. The record is from RefSeq and is a predicted model, not a curated record. NCBI's taxonomy places the organism in Eukaryota, Fungi, Ascomycota, Pichiomycetes, Serinales, Debaryomycetaceae.